Messenger RNA from Macrobrachium nipponense, 3945 nucleotides. RefSeq lists its product as uncharacterized. Lineage: Eukaryota; Metazoa; Arthropoda; Malacostraca; Decapoda; Palaemonidae. The record is from RefSeq and is a predicted model, not a curated record. The transcript is spliced from 2 exons. Bases 1652 to 3097 code for a protein of 481 amino acids.
GGCUUCCUUACAUUUAAGUUGGCCUAAUGGAUUCCCUUGACAGUAUUUUAGUAUUACCAAUACUACUAAAUUAUUAUUACUCUCUUUAUUUGAAUUGUGCACAUGAAGGAAAUAAAGUUCUGGUGAACUUUAUUUCAAUGUUCAUUUCAUUCAUAAAAAUCACCUCUGAACUAAGAAUUCAUAGAUAUAGUCAUGAAACUAGUAUUUUUUUAGAGAUAUGGAGAGUAUUUUUGUAAAAGUCACUGUAUAAACUAACUGUUAUUGUGAUAAUUGGAUAGAAAGCCACUUUUUACAAUUCCUUAAGUAGUUAUUGUAGUAAACUACAUGAUGGGGUACACUUGUCGAUAGACUUAUUAGACAAAUCUAACUUGACUAUUAAUAAAUAUUACAUUAAUAUAAUUUAUCUAGCCCUAAAUCCCCAUAAUCUGCACCUAAAUUUACCCCAUUGGCAACCCUGUUACUUCCUAUUCUGUCUGCCAGUUGACAACACUGCCGUUGUUUACAUCACAACCGUUCUUUAUAAAUUUCCAAAACCCUUUGUGCCUUGAAGCUCCCGUUAUUUGUUACUGCAGUUUUAUGCUAUUUACCAUUUAUGAAAUCCACGAAAUUAGUGAAUUAACUUUUAUUUAUAUUGUGGUAUAUAUUUUAUUGAUGAAAUUUUACGCGACCCGGAUUUACGUGACCUGUUCAAUGGAUAAUCAAGAUGAUUCGAGUCUUCCUUCUGCUAGCAACAUCAGGAAUUGCCUGUCUUGUGGGACAAGGAUGUGUAGCAGGGAGUAUGAACCCCAUGACAUUUGUAACUUGUCGUGGACGUGUUUGUGACAUGACUUCUUGUUGCGACUUGUGUAAGUCUUGGUCUGACACAUAUAUGACAGCGUAUGUCAAGCAUCAAAGAAUCUUGUAGCAUAAAAGAUUGACUAAGGAGAAAAAGAAAUUGAUAGCUAGACCUGUAUCUAUUGAUUUCCUUGACUUCUGCACCCAUGGUUCUGGUUCUUCGAUUUCAGUAUCGUGAUUCCGGUUCCGAAUUAAUUGAUGUUUUGCCACCUGUACAACUGGUAACUAAUGAAUUCGUUUCUGAAUUUGAUUCAAAAUUUUUGGCAAUGGUAACUAGUUGGAAUAAGAAAUUUGAAACAUCAUAGCAUAGUUUAGAUAGAGACAUUUCAGCCAAGUUUAUCAAGCUAUCAGAAAAUUUUGAAGCAGCUUUUACUAGGAUGUCUAACAAUCUUUUAGAUUCAUUUUUAGCUCCUUAUCAGGUACUUAUCAGCAGCACUGUGGGUAAUGUUGCGAUAGAUACCCCGGCUUGUGAACCCCGUCAUGGCGAAGGCCUAUGGGGAUCUGGUCCAGGCAGGUGUUUUAUGAUUCUUUACCCAAUGUGUUCCCUGUUAGUCACAUGACAGUGCCAAAGGGCACUUAUUUAGGAGAAGGGGGGGGAGGGUAUUAGUGGUUGACCUAAGCCAGCUAGUUGUCAGGAUUUUACUUUGGGGGAAGUUUCACAGUUAGGGUCUGAUGAUGAGGAUUCGUGUGAUAUUGGUGUUUUGUUGAGGCGGCUGACGGACUAGCGGCCGAUGCGGAGUUGCCAGUUCGGAUCGCAAAAACUACGAUACCGCUUGUAAAAUCAACGUUGGCGGCGAAAGGUGCAGCAGAGGAUAGAAUGCAGGUCCCAGUUUCGCCCGUAAGGCCGUUCAAAAUACGUACGAAGGACGAUAAGGUUCCUAUUAAAAGUACGAAAAAUAGUGAGUUGGCAACCUCGGCGGAUACGUUCGUGGAAGGCAGUGUCCGUCUGGAUGAAAGGUCGAGGCCGAGCUCUCCGACGCUCAUAAACGAUGCCAAAACUAAUAGAGACGAAGUUAUAUCUGUCUUAAGGGAGCCUUCAUCUUGGAGAUCUAGACGAGAUUCUCACUCUAGAUCCGUGAGCAGAGAAAGAGUGAGGCGUUCUCGUUCCCCUGCUGACUAUCCGGGAUCGAGCCAACAGUGGCCAGCAAAGAUCAAAGAGACCGCGGCCGUAGGGGCAGGCGGCCGUGGAAUUCCGGGCCGUCUGUCAGAAGAUAGGGGCGAGACAACAUCCCUUGUGACGGAGAAUGGUACACUAGAGCCGGAGGAAGGAGAAAACCAAGAGUUUCUGGCCUCGUAUGCAGAGGUGAUUGAUUUGAUUCGUCAAUUCAAUAACCUUUCGGAGAAGACAGAAACACCGGCCAGUAUGCUUCCGCCUGGAAUUGACAUGGCAUUUGGAUUAAAAAGGGAUACCAAGGUGUCGUAUGAAUUGCCUUGUUCGAGUCAUGCGGAGUCGGUCUUGCAACACGUAAACACAAAGAUUGCUGGGAGGGAUAAUUCCUUAAGAUCUAAUAGAUCAUUUAAAUUUAUUCCCCCUCCAAUGAUAAAGCAAAGGAAAUAUUAUACGACACCGAAGGUCUCUUUGCUGUCUAGACAAAUGAACCCUAAUGUUGUAAGAUUAAGGCCUGGAUUAACCUUAGAUCAGGUUAAAAUGGAGUGCCCUUCAAUGACGUACCAAGAGGCUGCUACGUUAGAAGCAACAGCUUCUUCUGUCUUUCAGGCUGCUUCUUGGUUAGACCUUUGGUCAACAGCAGUGGCGAAGAUUGCAUCCUCGGAAGCAACAAGAAAAGUAGUGGAUGAACCAUUGUUCAUUAGAUUACUACAGUCAGGUUCCAAGGCGAUUGCGUACCUGACAAACGUAAGUGCCAAUGUUUGGGCAAAUAUCCUGCUAAUGAGGAGAGAUGCAGCAUUGGCUAGACUAAGCUGCAAUGUGGAUUUGGAUUCCCUGUUAGCAAUGAGGAAUGGGGAUAUCUUGGAAUCGCAACUGCUGUUGCCAGAGGUCUUACUGGAAGAGGCGAUAGAUAGAAGAAGGAUGGACACUAACGAUAGGUUGGUGCAACAGGCAGUUAGGAAAACGUCUAACAGUCAAACUACUCCUUUGGAGGGAAGACAACAGCAAAUGUCUCGGAAGAAGACAGUGAGACAUAACAUCCCUAAUAGAGUCACAAGACCCUCUUCCCCAAAGAGGCUAACUCAUCGGCCCUUUCACAAUAGAAACAACAGAGGAAGGGGCAAUAGGGGAAGAGGGAGAGGCUCAAGAAGAUAGGAUGGGCGCCUCCCAUCACUCGGCCACACCAGUGGGGGGUUGCCUGGCAAAUCACUGGAAGGUGUGGCAGGAACUAGGGGCAGAGCAGUGGGUGGUGGAUGUUCUCAGGAUUGGGUAUUUAAUCCCGUUCGAGGUUUGUAUUUCAUGAGGGUCUCUCGACGCUUAGGCCUAGCUGCCGAUAACCAGACAAUGGCACCAUCUAUUGUCGAAAAAAAUAAGUAAAUGAGUUCACAACAGAUAAGUAUUUGUCAUAUUUCAACUUAAAAAUACCUCAUAUAACAAAAAAUGACCUUGCCCCAUAACUUAUACAUAGAGAUUCCAGAGAUUAAUUUACGCUAAAUAGGAGCAAGAAAUUGCUCUGAAUUGAGUUAAAUAUGGCAAAAUAAUCUUACCUCCCCUGUCAGCAGAUUUUUCAAAACCAAAACAUGAUCAGUUAGUUUGAAUUUUCCAAUACAAUAGUAAUAUAAGACUACAUGCAGUAUUAUUGGAUACAGCGAAGUAAAGGAUAGCUUUUUGAAAGAACCAAGGAAAAGAUGCAUAUUUGUUAUGUUUGUAUUUUAUGCGGCGGUCUCGGCACUUAACCUUACCCACUGAUAACCAGACAACGGUGCUAUAAACUCUACGUAGGGUAAAACUCAGUUAUGAAUAUAUAUUGAACAAGCGCUGUAAAACUGAAAUGCUGGUAACCAGGACCUGCCUGUAUUCUAUUUUAAGAAAAUAACUUAUUUGAUUUUUGUUUUAUGUUGUAGAAGAGUAAGUUUUCACAGAUUAAGUGCAGCAGUGAACUGAUAUUUAGCACAGCAUAACAUACAACAUAUAUAUAGAAAUAUAGCUUGCUUCUACUUUUU